GGCGGAGCAGUAAGCGACGUGUGCCGCUGUACCAUGCCGGACGCGCUUCCCGCGAAUAGCGUUCGGCGGUAAUAGGGCGAAGUAGGCACCACUGCCGCCUUUGCCUUCGUGAGUCAUUAAAGACGUACUUCGCUUCCGAACCUUACCUCAAUGUGUGAUGUGUGGCCGACUAGAUCUGACGCUGACCGAGGCUUGGGCGGGUCCACUGUCGCGAAUCGGCGGCGGCGACUGGUCCAGCUCCUACCCCGCAAAAUCCGGUCCUUCUCCACUUAGCUUAGCAGCGAACCCUGCAGGCGGCCUUUGCACCCUGGCUACACCGAUACCCCACACACUUUUUGUUCGGCCCUUCGAGGACGUUUAGCUCCUUUACGUUAGUAUCCAAACAAUCAAAGAUGGAUCCAACUAAUCUCCCUCCUCGCUCGACGCCGCAUUGGGCUCUCUACCGCCGGGAGAAAUUCGUAGAGGCGACUCGUGAUGGCCAAGAGCCGCCUUUCAGCACGCACCCCGAUGAGCUGGAGCGCCUGGCCAAGGAAAGGCUCUCUGCGACGGGGUGGAGCUAUGCUUCGUGCAAUGCCGGUCUCGGAGACACUCACAAGUCGAAUCGAGAUGCCUUCAAGGACUGGAAGAUUGUCCCUCGCAUGGGCGUAGACACGAACGCUCGCGACACCACUACCGAGAUCUUUGGCAGGAAGCUCUCCGUCCCCAUCGGGAUUUCGCCUGUAGGACUGAAUAAGAUCUACCACCCAGAAGGAGAGCUGCCUGUGGCACGUGUGGCCGGCGAGCUCGGAAUCCCCUACAGUCUCUCCACUGCAGGCUCUGUUCCUAUCGAGGAAGCCGCGGCUCACAACGUCCAGGGCGCCGCCAAGGGUAUCGAAUCCCAGUCAGGAGCCACAGACCCCAACGGUCUGAGGUGGUUCCAGCUCUACAUUCCUAAUGACGAUGAGCUGUGUAUCAGCUUUCUGCAGCGCGCUCACGACUCUGGCUGGGAGGCAGCAGUCUGCACAUUAGACACCCCGAUGCUCGCGUGGCGACACCAAGACGUCGCCAUUGGGGCAUAUGCACCUUACAAGGGUGUCACUGGCCACGAGAUCGGUCUUUCCGACAAGGUUUUCCAGCGUCGUCUAGCUGCGCUCGGCAUCGAUCCCGUCAAGGAUCCCAAGGCCGCCGGCAGGAAGUACAUCGACACGGUCUGGCAUGGGCACACUUUCGAUUGGGAGCGCGUCAAGUGGGCCAAGGAGCAGUGGCACCGCAUCUCUGGCAACAAGCCCUUCCUAGUGAAAGGUGUCCAGUCAGUCGAGGACGCCAACAAGAGUCUCGAGAUCGGAUGCCAGGGUAUCGUCGUUUCCAACCAUGCCGGUAGACAAGUCGACGGUGCUGUCGGCUCGCUCGAGGUGCUGCCCGAGAUCGUCGAUGCUGUAGGCGACAAGCUCACAGUCUGCUUCGACUCAGGUGUUCGAGGAGCUAGCGACGUCUUCAAGGCACUCGCCCUCGGCGCCAAGCUGGUGAUGAUUGGCCGACUGUGGAUCUUUGGUCUUAGCAUCGGUGGAGAGCAGGGAGUGAGACACGUCUUGAAGAGUUUGCUGGCAGAGUUCGACAUCUUGAUGAACGUGGGUGGUUUCAAAAGUAUCAAGGACAUCGAUCGAUCCGCUCUGAGACACAAGAAGCAGCUGGGUCCUCGUCUCUAAGAUGCAACACAGCCGGCACAUGUAUUGUCCUCGAAGCGUCAGCUCAACGACAGAUCCUUUCGCGCAGCCGCGACUGUCUCUUGCAAAUCCGCAGAAUGCGACUCUAUGUAUUGAUUGACGUGCCACACACACAAGCUCUUUGAUGAUGGAGGGCUAAGAAUAUUUCGCCAGUGAUAAUAACUGGUCGCAGUAGGAACGCCACACGCUCAAAGUAAGCGGCUCACGCAUCUGGGUUGUUAGCCUUGCUGGUAGCCUCCGCUUGCUUCCUCAGCAGCACAGGUGUGUCGUCCCU
Messenger RNA from Microstroma glucosiphilum, 1977 nucleotides. RefSeq names its product FMN-dependent alpha-hydroxy acid dehydrogenase. The record is from RefSeq and is a predicted model, not a curated record. The transcript has 2 exons. The coding region runs from base 393 to 1685 and encodes 430 amino acids. Lineage: Eukaryota; Fungi; Basidiomycota; Exobasidiomycetes; Microstromatales; Microstromataceae. Gene Ontology annotation, molecular function: FMN binding; oxidoreductase activity.